This is a messenger RNA of Anopheles arabiensis, 3512 nucleotides long. RefSeq names its product cholinephosphotransferase 1 (gene bbc). Bases 827 to 2443 code for a protein of 538 amino acids. The transcript is spliced from 8 exons. Gene Ontology annotation, biological process: phosphatidylethanolamine biosynthetic process. The record is from RefSeq and is a predicted model, not a curated record. Gene Ontology annotation, cellular component: endoplasmic reticulum membrane; Golgi apparatus. Gene Ontology annotation, molecular function: diacylglycerol cholinephosphotransferase activity; ethanolaminephosphotransferase activity. Lineage: Eukaryota; Metazoa; Arthropoda; Insecta; Diptera; Culicidae.
GGAAAAAAUCGCGUGAUAGAUCGUGCGAGUGUGUGUGCGUGCGAUUCGUCAGAAAUCAUACGUAGAAACCGUUUCGCAGUUCGCCAGACAGGACGAGAGUGGUUUAAUCGCGCGAUUAUUCCAUCCAGUACGGGCUACAUUGGGCAGUGUUCCGGGUAUUUUCCACUUCUCGUUUGGUAUCGUUGCUGGCAGACCGGGCAGAAGUAGAAUUCUUUGCCCGCAUAGGAGAAGCACCACUCCACCACAUCCUGCCUGCGUGUGAUGAUACUUUCUCCCGUCUUCGGUGUCUCGCCGUGUCGCUGCUGACGGGGAGCGGUGCGCUUUUUUUGUUGCUUUCUUUUCGCGUGUGUCCAGGUGCUGACCGAAGCUUGGCGAAGCUGGCCACAUCCGCUCGGUGGUUGAUUCAUGGUCAGCGGUGAAGAAAAGAAAAUUCUGUAUCGUUCUCGCGUACAAAGUGAUGCGGCACUGUGCGUGAAGUUCCCGCUGCGUGUGUGUGAAGAUAUUUGACGGAAGUUGAGGUGGUGCUAUUGCGGUGCUGCCUUCCCCUCCCACCCCAUAGUUGCGCUCGACACGUUGCCAUCUCCAAUUAGGGCCACCUGUGAAAAGGCGUGCGAUGGUGGUGUAAAGCAAAAAUUGGCCAAAAGUGCAGUGAGAAGAUACGCCGUGAGCAAUCGUUGUGCCAGUGUUCCGAAAACCGUUCCUGCCGUCUGAGACGGGGUGUGCAUUGUUUUCGUCUAGCACCCUUCCCGGCGAACCGUAUCGCGCGGAGUGUGAACCGAUUCUAAAGAACUGCAGCACCCCCGCUCGAAGAACACACACACACACGAUGUAUUUCUACAAACAAAAGCUGCUGCACGCGGCGCAGCUGAAGAAGCUGUACGACCACAAGUAUUCCUGCACCAACGUCAGCCUGAUGGAUCCGUUCCUGCAGCCCUGGUGGUGCUGGCUCGUCUCGAAGGUGCCGCUCUGGUUGGCCCCCAAUCUCAUCACGAUCGUCGGCCUGGCGAUCAAUAUCGCCACCACGCUCAUACUGAUCUCCUACAGCCCCACCGGCCGUGAGGAACCCCCGCGAUGGUCGUCGGCGCUGUGCGGCAUCGGCCUGUUCAUCUACCAAAGCCUGGACGCGAUCGAUGGCAAGCAGGCGCGCCGGACCAACUCGUCCUCGCCGCUGGGCGAGCUGUUCGAUCACGGGUGCGACUCCAUCUCGACCGUGUUUGUCGCCCUGUCGGCCUGUAUCUCCGUCCAGCUCGGCUACUACCCGCGGUGGAUGUUUUUCCAGUGCUUCUGCGCGAUGACACUGUUCUACUGUGCCCACUGGCAGACGUACGUGUCCGGUACGCUCCGGUUCGGGCGCAUCGACGUAACCGAGGCCCAGUGCACGAUCAUCGGCAUUCAUAUGAUAUCGGCCAUCUUCGGUCCCUCGAUCUGGAUGACGAAGAUCUUCGGCCAGUUCGAACUGUGGAGCACGAUGGCCGUCAUGACCAUCCUGUGCGGUGGCUGGUCACUGCUGGAGUUCUUCUCGGUGAUCCGUGCCGGCGGUGUCGGUAAAAACGGAUCCACGGUCGCCCUACCGUUGAUGGGGGGCAUCGACAUAAAGACGGUCCCGCUCUACUUUGCCGUGUUUGUGUUCGGACUGCUCGCCUAUCAGAACGCGUCCGUUAUCUUUACCGGUGGCGUGGGCAAAAAUGGAUCUACUGUCGCUGGCACGAGCGUACUAUCGCCGAUCAUCCCGUUCCUGUUCGUCGUAGUGCCGGCGUACGUGAUCUCGCAGAAAUCGACGGAUCAGAUCUACGAAAACCAUCCCGCCCUGUACAUAAUGGCGUUCGGGAUGAUUACGGCCAAGGUGACGAACCGGCUGGUGGUCGCCCAUAUGACAAAGAGCGAAAUGGAGUACCUUGACUGGGGACUGAUUGGGCCGCUGUGCCUGUUCCUCAACCAGUACUUCAACAGCUUCCUGCCAGAGUACUACGUCCUGUGGUUCUGUUUGCUCUGGUGUACCGUCGAUCUGAUCCGGUACUGUGGGCAGGUGUGUCUGGAAAUUUGCGACUACCUGAAGAUUGAGCUGUUCCGCAUUCCCUACCCACCGAAGCCAGUAAUGACAUCACAAGGUACGAACCCUCCACAGCAUCACCACCACCAUCACCAUCACAGUCACGAUAACAAGAACGGUACGCAUAGUCUAACCAAUAACAACAACAGCGCAGCGACGUCCGCCCAGCAGCAGCAGCAGCAAUCGAUCAACAGAAAGCAAACGCGUGCCAGCAGCAGAAAGCACAAUCAGCAGCAACAAUCAAGCAUCAACAACAAUCGUCGCUCGUAUCCGACCACACCGGUGCGUAACCUAACCGUGCCACCGGCGAUGGGCCAACGGACGGCGUCGGAGGACAAUCCAAGCCCGCGCGUGACACCAAACUCAUCGCCCCGCAAACCGCAUCGCGUAUGAGGGAUGUCGGUGCACACUAUCCCAGCAUCAUUAGGAAAAACACCAUCAGGGAAAAAAGGGAACAGAGAACAUGAUGAGUAGAGUUGGAUGGCAAGGGGGUUGGUGGUACAUUGUUGGUGAUGGAUAUAGAAUUAAUUGUCGCUACUUGCCAGUGUUCUUUCGUAAGAGUGGAGUGCGAUCGAAAUGGUUUGGUGCAUAGUUUCGUGUUGCUAGGUGUGUGCUAUAUUGUGUACCACUAAGGUACGACCAGCGAGUCAAAUCUGUCUCGAGGAAAAGAAAACUGAACUGAUACUGAACUAGGUGUGUCCCAUCCAUCGAACUACUCAGAACUAAGCUUAUGCAAACACUUGAAGAAAUUAAAGCACUGGUAUAAAUGAACAGAAUUAAACCAUUCACUUCUUUGCUCUUACAGCAUCAAGCCGGCACAGUGUGUGUGUGUGUCCAGUGGUGGAAGACAAUAGUCUCUAACUCUGUGUACAGACAGGAGGACGGUGGUCGCACUAGAAUUUAAUGAAACGAAACAUUACGGGCAUCACAGACAAAAAAGCAAGCGCAAAAGCAAGUAAACGAUGCUUGUUAGAGUCUUUCGGGGCAGACGUGUACACACGCGUUACAGUCGCUCCACCAGAAACUAGAAGAGAUUGAGUAUAGAAUUAGCGCAAGCGAAAGGAAGACGGACGUCCCUUUUCGAGGGACAGAAGACAGCUAAAAAGACAAUGCACCGUACGUUGUAAGAGCAAUCGAACCAAGAGCGGUUUUUACCAAAAAACCACUAGUUAAAUUGUAACGAAUUCACCCUUCCUGCUGUGUCAGUUGUGCCCGCGCCUCCUUCCUUUCUAGAGGAACAAUGCGUCCUACAACUAGGAAAGGGGUAAGGGCAAUAGAAGUUGUUUAGAAAUAUAUUUAUACCAAUAGCGGGUAGUAGUUGUGUGAAGUGAAAGCUGCUAGAAUUAACGAAUGUUCGAGCCGGAAUGUCCGGGCUGUGUGGUGUGGUGUGUGUGUGUGGUGGUGAAUGGCGCAAUGCAAUAAAAUCGAACACUGUUGCGUGAUAAUUGCUGUUAAAGGAGAA